AUGCAAAACCUCGUCUCUAACCUUGCUGCCGACGCUCUCGCAGCAACAUGCGCUGCCACACUGCUCGCGCCCAUAAUAACAGUAAUCGACAAGUCAGUAGUAGAAAGCACAGCGCACGGCAUCCCGCUCCAACAAAGCUGGCGCAACACCCUCAGCACCAUUCUCCGCCGGCCGGGCUUCCUCCUCUCAAAGCCCUUCCUGAUCAUGCACGGGCUCUACCUGUCCACGUACAUGACGGCCAACACGUGCGACACGAUCCAGUCUCUCUCAGACACCAGCGGCACUAUGGGCGCCACGACCAAGUUCGCUGCCGUCUCCAUCGUCAACAUGUCCUACGGCAUCUACAAAGACACGCGCUUCGCCGCCAUGUUCGGCCCGCGCGCUUCAACCGCUGCUGCUGCCGGCGUCGUCGCGCCCCGCCGCCCUGUCCCGCUCCCCGCGCUUUCGGCCUUCUUUGUCCGCGACACCAUCACCAUCUUUGCCUGCUUUAACUUGCCGCCGCUCCUCGCGCCCUACGUCCCUGAUGCGCUCGCUGAGUCGCCCCAGGCAAAGCGCAAUCUUACCCAGUUGCUGUGUCCUGCCGCCAUCCAGCUAGUGAGUACGCCGCUGCAUUUGGUCGGCCUGGAUUUGUAUAACCGGCCGCUGGGGCAGGAGAGCGUGGGGCUGGCGCAGCGGUUGAGCUUGAUCCGGAGGCAUUGGGGCGGCGCGUGUCUGGCGAGAAUUGGCAGGAUUGUUCCGGCGUUUGGGAUUGGCGGCAUUGUAAACGCGAAUUUAAGAGAGAAAUGGAGAAGUGGGUAG
This is a messenger RNA of Aplosporella prunicola CBS 121167, 798 nucleotides long. RefSeq lists its product as uncharacterized. The record is from RefSeq and is a predicted model, not a curated record. Gene Ontology annotation, cellular component: mitochondrion. The coding region runs from base 1 to 798 and encodes 265 amino acids. The transcript has 2 exons. NCBI's taxonomy places the organism in Eukaryota, Fungi, Ascomycota, Dothideomycetes, Botryosphaeriales, Aplosporellaceae.